CAGGAUAAAUAUUUAUUUCAUAACUAUAUGAAAUCGAAUCCCAAAUUCACAAAUCGAAUCAAAAAUAUUGAAGCACAUGUUUGCUGUAAAGGGUAUAAAUAUAGACACUCGAUUAUAUUUAGAUACGCUUUCCGUCUAGAAAAAAUAUUAAUACAGGCAUUUGAUUAUGGAAACUAACUCGAGUUGACGCCAAAAGCACUCAGUUCAACGUUUCAUAAAAUUAAUUAGGUCGUAAAAUUAAUACAAUAAUUUGAAAACAAAGCCCGGUUUGAUAAACCAUUGUGAUUGUCUUCUGAUUUUGUGGUGCAUAGUUUUUAUAUUUGAAAUUACAGAUUAAAGCAUUUAACAUGUCGGGUACUAAAGAAUUUGAUAGCAUUGAAGAAAUUCUAGACAGAAACCUUCAAGGGGAAGAAUAUGAAAAAGUUAGGCAAAUUUUGUACGGACGAUCUGUUGUCGGUUUGGUGAUACCACCUACAGCCGAAAAUGUCGGAAGGAAAAACAAUUUUGAAAUCAAAGCCUAUGCUAUUCCGUGUCCUGAAGAACAGCUGCGCAGCCCUAGGUUUGUUAGAAUUGGACUUUUUCAGAAUGAACUUCCACUUCCGGCUACUUCAAGAAUACAAGACAUGAAAGAUGCAAUGUUCAAAAUGGCAAAAGAAGCUGUGGAUGCUGCUGCCCAAUUGGAUACAAACGUUUUCUGCUUCCAGGAAGCUUGGCACAUGCCAUUUGCGUUUUGCACCAGAGAAAAAUAUCCCUGGUGCGAAUAUGCUGAGUCGGCUCAACAUGGACCUACCACUAAAUUUUUGCAGGAGCUGGCAAAACAACACAACAUGGUGAUUAUUUCGCCUAUAUUGGAAAGAGAUGAAACGCACUCCGAUACAAUCUGGAACAGUGCCGUGGUGAUUGAUAAUCACGGUGAUUAUUUAGGAAAGCACAGGAAAAAUCAUAUACCCAGAGUGGGAGACUUCAACGAAUCUACUUAUUAUUUUGAAGGAAACACUGGACAUCCAGUGUUUGAUACUGAAUUCGGUAAAAUAGCAAUAAAUAUUUGUUACGGCCGACACCACCCGUUAAAUUGGCUCGGUUUUGGCCUUAAUGGAGCAGAAAUUGUGUUUAAUCCUUCAGCAACAGUUGGUGCCUUAAGUGAGCCGCUCUGGGGUAUAGAAGCGAGAAACGCAGCUAUAGCCAAUGGGUACUUCACUUGUGCCAUUAACCGAGUAGGCACAGAAGUUUUCGAGCACGAAUUCACCUCUGGCAAUGGAAAACCUGCUCACAAAGAUUUCGGUCAUUUUUACGGGUCUAGUUAUGUUGCUGCGCCUAAUGGAUCUAGAACUCCGGGUUUGUCAAGAACAAAAAAUGGCCUUUUAGUCACGGCAAUAGAUCUGAACAUGUGCCGUCAAGUCAAGGAUCAUUGGGGAUUUCAGAUGACUCAAAGAUUGGAUAUGUAUGCCGAACUACUCCCGAAAGUUUUAGAACAAGAUUUCAAGCCUCAACUUGUAAAAAAAUAAAUUACUUUUUAAUAAUAAUCAUAAUGCAAUUAAAUUCAAGGUAUUAGGUAUUAUUGCAUAUUUAUAACGCCUUAAUUUUUACAAAUAAAAGAUUAUAAUUCAAUUAUAAAUGUUGCCUUUAUUAUUGCAAAGAAAAUACAUACUUAUUAUAAAAAAAAAAAAAAAAACAAAUUCUUCAGUAGGUGAGUGAUGAAACAAAAACAAAAUCAGCAGUUAUAUUUCCUGCUUAUCUCCAAUGCCGCCCUGAACAAUUGAGCAUUAGCAAUUCGCAAUUUCACGUUUUCUUCUUCAAGUUUUUCUCUCGACAUUUCUUUUUCCACACUAUUUUCAUCGUCUGAAAAAUCUAUGUCCGUCUUUUGAAUUAUGGCCACUGUGAAAUCAUCAGAAUCUUGCUCCACGCUUCGUUCCAAAGGUUUAAUGGCAAUUAUAGGCUUGAAAUUUUGCUCGAAAAAAUUAGCAUAAUUUUGUACAAAUUGAAGAUUUGUUAUUGCAGCUUUGUGUUCGAAUUUUUGCAGUAUUUGCCUGCUUGUUAUUUCCCAGGUGUAGACGAAACCGUCUUCACCGCCUGUGGCUAAAAUUUGAUUUGUGAAAUUUAAUCCCAUGGCGACAAUUUUGCCUUCAUGGCCAAUAAAGUCUUUGCUAGCAGUAUUUUCUACAUGUACGGUUAAAGUUCUUGGAGGUUUCUUUAAAUCGAAUUGUUUGACAAGCCCUGAAUUGGAGCCCAAAUAAAGAUUCCAGCAAGGAGAGUCAAUUAGGACACUUGUGAAAGCUUGAUUAAAAACGAUGGUGAGGAGGAUGUCUCCGCUGAAUAAAUUAUAUAUAUUGGCUGUAAAAUCUGAUGAACAAGUGGCUAAUCUUGCAUUUUUACCAAAUGUACCUAUAUGUAUGUCUCGUAUAGACAUACUGUGGUCAUUUUUUGUGUAAACUGGUUCUACUUCUCCAAUGCUACUUUGGCUUAAUAAACUAUGAUGAAUUGCAACCAAAUCAGCUAGGAAAUAGACUAUCUAAAAUAAUUAUUGAAUUUAAUUAUUUGAAAUUGGUAUUAUUAAAUCAAUUACCAAAAUUCCAUCUUCUCCUCCUAGAGCGACAUAUUCGCUGUCGCUGGAAAAUUUAAUGCACGUUAUUGGUUGAUAAUGUUUUUUUUGUACAGAAAGAAGUUUUCCAGAACUUAGCUGCCAAACAUAGAGUUUUGUUGAUAUUGCUAUAACUAUGUAUGUAUUUUGGGGGCAUAUAGCUAGACAUGUAGCUGGACCUGGUAAUAUAAGUC
Messenger RNA from Ceutorhynchus assimilis (cabbage seed weevil), 2772 nucleotides. Lineage: Eukaryota; Metazoa; Arthropoda; Insecta; Coleoptera; Curculionidae. The record is from the annotation of a GenBank genome assembly.